Scheffersomyces coipomensis is the source of this 1506-nucleotide messenger RNA. RefSeq names its product 17-beta-hydroxysteroid dehydrogenase-like protein. Bases 1 to 1506 code for a protein of 501 amino acids. Gene Ontology annotation, biological process: glucan catabolic process. Gene Ontology annotation, cellular component: extracellular region; cell surface. The transcript has a single exon. Gene Ontology annotation, molecular function: glucan endo-1,6-beta-glucosidase activity. The record is from RefSeq and is a predicted model, not a curated record. NCBI's taxonomy places the organism in Eukaryota, Fungi, Ascomycota, Pichiomycetes, Serinales, Debaryomycetaceae.
AUGUUUGAUAAAUUAAGAUUGAAGGAGAAAGGUGGUAAAAUUAAACCAUCUGGUCCAAGUGUGAAGCCUGGUCAACCACCAUCAGCUCGUGAAAUCUAUCAAAGUAGAAGGAAUUAUGGGGUGAACAUCGGAUCAUGCUUCAUUCAAGAGAAAUGGAUUUUCCAUGAUUUAUUCCACGGUAAUGCUUCUUGUGAAUUGGAAUUAGCAGAGACUUUAUCAAAGGAACUUGGUAAUGAUCAAACCAGAAGUAAGUUAGAAGAAUUCUGGUCGAACUUUAUGAAUGGUGAUGAUUGGAAUUGGUUACAGGAACAUGAAGUCACAUCAGUGCGUGUUCCAUUGGGAUAUUGGAAUAUUGGAGGAGGUAGAUUUGCUAAAGAUACAAAGUUUGAAAAAUAUGCCACUAAGCUUUAUACCAAUUCAUGGACUAUAUUCAAAAGCAAGUUCAUAGAAGAAGCUGCCAAACAUGGAAUUUCAGUUGUAGUUGAUUUACAUGGUUUACCAUUUGGAGCUAAUGGAGCAGAUCAUAGUGGAGAACAAUCAUCUGGUAAAGCUGGUUUCUGGGAUAAUGAAUCAGCUCAGUUAAAGAUGUUAGAUUUGUUUUCUUUCAUAGCUGAAGAUUUAAAGGGUUAUGACAACAUUGCAGCUAUACAAAUUGUCAAUGAAUCAGAGUUUGCGAAUGAUCCAGCUUCCAAGCAAACUACAUAUUAUUCUGCUGUUAUUAACCUGAUUAGAGAAAAAGAUAGCACUGUCCCAGUGGUAAUAUCCGAUGGUUGGUGGCCAGAUCAAUGGGUCAAGUGGGUGCAAAAGAAUCAAGAUGGUCGUAAUGCUGGUGUGGUUAUUGAUAGUCAUUGCUACAGAUGUUUCUCUGAUGCUGACAAGAAUAAGUCACCCAGACAAAUUAUUAAAGAUUUAAACAAUGACUUAUUAACCAAUCUUAGUGCUGAGGGUAUUGAUUUCAUGAUUGGUGAAUAUUCUUGUGUUCUUGAUGGAUCAUCUUGGAAUAAGGAUAAUGCCCAAAAUGACCGGGAUAAUUUGGUUAUAGAAUAUGGUAGACGUCAAACAAGUUUAAUUCAUGAAAGAGUUUCCUUUGGAUCAUAUUUUUGGACAUUCAAGUUCCAAUCUGGUAAUGGAGGUGAAUGGGAUUUUAAAACAAUGACAGAUAAAGGAGCUAUAAGUCGACCAUUUUCAUUAAAAGGUAAGCAAUUACCAGAUAAAUCAGUAUUUGAUCAAAAAUUAGACAAUUCGUUUAAUACUCAUUGUAAUUACUGGAAUAGUGCUAAUCCAAAUGAAAACUAUGAACAUAAAAGGUAUAAAGAAGGGUUUAUUACGGGAUGGUCCGAUGCUCAAAAAUUUGCUGAAUUUAAUGGGUCUACCAUCGGAAGAAUCAAACCAUGGAAAAAUUCAAGAUUGAAUGAACACCUCUCAGCUAGAGGUAAUCUGAAAUUCAUUUGGGAAUGGGAACAAGGGUUCGAUACUGGUAUAAAGGAAUAUUUAAAUAGUGUUUGA